Molecule: messenger RNA, 1233 nt
Organism: Oryza sativa Japonica Group (Japanese rice)
Lineage: Eukaryota; Viridiplantae; Streptophyta; Magnoliopsida; Poales; Poaceae
Product: nucleoside diphosphate kinase 3
Biological process (GO): UTP biosynthetic process; GTP biosynthetic process; CTP biosynthetic process
Molecular function (GO): nucleoside diphosphate kinase activity
Source: RefSeq, a predicted model, not a curated record
CUGUCGUGUCGAGGCGUGCGCCAGCCACUGAGAAGGAGAAGAGGUCCUCCGGAUCAAAGCGGCACCGACGACGCCGGCGAGGCCACUACUACCAUAUCAUAGUACAUACUAGUACAAGACUGGAGGGCUAGUGGGGUGGGGGUACAAUCCAAUCCAAUCCAAUCAAAUCACAUCGAUCGACGCCGCAACCCAGCAGCAGCAGCGGAACCCUAGCCAAGCCACCAUGAGCAAGCUCUGCCAGUCGGCGUGCAAGGCCGCCAAGUCUCUCCUCUCCGCCACCGCCGCCGCCUCCUCCCCGCGCACCUCCCUCCUAGCCGAGGGGAGGAACGCGGCGCUGGCCACCCUCACCAACCUGGGGAGGAAGACCCUCCCCACAGCUUACGCCUACUCCUACCACCACAACUCCUCCGCCGCCGCCGCCGGAUGGCUCGCUGCCAUCCCCGCCGCUGUUUACAUGCUACAGGAUCAGGAGGCGCAUGCUGCAGAGAUGGAGCGCACCUUUAUCGCCAUCAAGCCUGACGGCGUCCAAAGGGGCCUGAUUUCUGAGAUACUGUCCCGAUUUGAAAGAAAAGGAUUCAAGCUUGUUGCCAUCAAGCUGGUGGUUCCAUCCAAAGAAUUUGCUCAGAAGCACUAUCAUGAUUUGAAAGACAGACCUUUCUUCAAUGGAUUGUGUGACUUCCUUAGCUCUGGCCCUGUGCUUGCCAUGGUUUGGGAAGGAGAGGGUGUUAUCAAGUACGGGAGAAAACUGAUUGGUGCUACAGACCCACAGAAGUCUGAACCAGGAACCAUCAGGGGUGACCUUGCUGUUGUUGUUGGCAGGAACAUCAUCCAUGGAAGCGAUGGCCCAGAGACUGCAAAGGCUGAGAUUGGUCUCUGGUUUGAGCCCAGGGAGCUGGUCUCUUACACCAGCAACGAAGAGAAGUGGAUCUACGGGGUCAACUAACCGGCGAAUCAUCUCCCCUGUUUGUUUUGUUUUUUUUUCAUUUUCUCUCACUUUACCUAAUUACAUCACCAUGGAAGAGUGUAAUAAAGUUGCGAUCGUGACAUUUGGGGUUAUGCCCAUGUGAUCUGGCGCAAAUAAGAGGCCUCAAGAAGAAUUGUCUACCUUCAAUUGUAGAGCGUGCACUGAGUAAUCAGACCAUCACCUUCACUCAAAUGGUCGAACGGAUGGUGAUGCCACUUGUUUUGUUAUUGUUAUAUAAUGGUACUACAUGUUGUCUCUUGCUUGUUUUA